GCUCUUUUAACUACUGCAUUCGCGAUUGUCUUUCCUUCCAACGCUCUUCUUCCAGAUUUGACAGGCAGAAUUUCCACUUUGCUGACGCGUACUCUACUCUAAUAUUUGCCAGUAACUACGAUGGAGCGCUCGAUAUAUUUAGGGAAUGACCUAAAUAGUCGGCCUAUUGUCAGCUUCGAGAAUACAGAGAACUUUUGCAUGGCUCGAGCACUUGUCGAGCGCGCGCAGGCCCUGAGAACGCGCAGCUCUACGGACGAAGAGAGCGCCUUUGAGGCGGAGGGCGUCUACCCUGACCAGUACACUGAGGUGCCGCGUGUGGAAUUUUUUAAGUCUCUUUCUUUCGGGAAGGAAGUUAAGGAGAAAUCUUGUUCGUGCGGAGUUGAGAAGCCCGUAACUGUGAAUUUCACCGCUACCGAUGACUGGCAGAGUGACCUGAUUACUACUACACAACGUUUCUCUCAAUUAUUUAGCCUUGGGCACCUCAGUGACCUCGUCAUCACAUUCGCCGACAGCAAUGAAGUUAUCCGGGCGCACAAGUUGGUGUUGGCGUCUGCAUCGUUCGUCUUCGAGCGCAUGCUAUACACGGACACCAAAGAAGCUUUAACUGGACGAGUGAAGCUCCACUGCAACGUGGAGGGUUUCAAGUGGAUCUUGAACAACCUCUACCUCGGCACAAGCGACCUAAAGAAUGUCGUCACAGCGAUCUUGGUGUUCGACGUCGCUCAACUUUACCAGAUCAAUGGCAUCGCCGCCAUGUGCAAAGAUUAUCUAAGGUACCAAGUCUCGCUGGAAAAUGUAUCGGAGGUCUUUAGCGUCGCAAAGACCUACUCGGAGGAUGUCUUGAUGAACGCCUGCCUGAAAAAGGUGAGCGGCUCGUGGUCAGAAAUGAUAGACGAACACAUCGCCGAUAUGACGGACGAGCUCUGGCUGUACCUCCUACAGCGCCCUGUUCUUCCCAUGCCUGAAGUAAAGCUCUUCGAAGGACUCGUAAAGUGGGCCUCGCAUCAACUGGAAUACGAAGGCAGUGAAACGUCUCCUUCGAACAUCCGUGGUAAAAUCGAGCGCUUUUUGCCCCACUUGAGGCUGCUGUCCAUUCCUUCCGACACGUUCAUAGACCGUGUGGUCCCGACGCAAGUUUUCUCGCCGCAAGAAUGCACGAGCAUCCUGAUGAACCUGAGAGGCGUUUCUUCUAGUCUGCCGUCAAGCGUGCGCUGCAGCAAGGUCCUGCACAGCCGCAUUGACAUCACCCCUGAGACGCUGCGGUACUGCGUGCUGACUCGCAUGAGUGAGGGCAGGAAGUCUCAGCCUGGUACUGUAACAGAAAUGAUACUCCUGAAGAACUUCACCGUAUCCUCGCCCAUCCUCCUCCACCAGCUGCACACGCAAGAUGGCUCGACUCUGAAGGACGCGCAGAUGAUCCUCACGGAUGCGGAUGGACGGCAAGUUGGGAUAGCGAAGCCACUGGGUGUCCUGUGGCGCUUCAUCACGCCAGUCUUCAUGUACGCAAACAAGUCCUACACGGUCUCUAUUGACAAGGUCCUCGUGACUAGGUAUGCUUAUAAGAAAGAGUUCUGCUCGCAUGCGAGCGACGUUCAAUUUAAAGGCUGUACCGGUGAUAACUACAUCAAAAUAGCCUUUUGGCCGGCGCAAGUCAAGCCUUAAGAAUUUGAAUUUAAUUUUAAAUUGAACGCGGUCAUUUGACGGAAGUUAUUUAAAAUGUUUUACUUGAAUUUUAAACCAAACGAGUUUUAAGUUAUAUUCUUGGACGUUUCAACUGCUUGUUGCAAUUUACUGUUUUACGAUAGGAGUGCUGCGGAGUGUAGAGCGUGACGCUAAAGAUGUCAUUAGACCAAUAACGUAUGGACAUACUAUAAGCAUUAACAUUCAUUUGCCUCAUUAGGCCUUGUAUACGAGACUAGUUUGGCUAAAUUGGUAACUCUAUGCCGUUAGGCGCGAUCUGUAAAGACUAGAUUCAUUCAAAACUCGAUUUAUUUUUAAUCUUCGACGUUGCUAAAAUGAAGACCGAACAGUAACUAUAACAGGAAACAUUGUCGAACAGUAACGAACAGUAACUAUAACGGCCCCAGUGUUCCUAAGACAAUCAGCGAAUGGAGCUGCAUUUGGCUCCAGUUAGCGUUGGCUAUUAACUCGUCAGUGGAGCAAUGCCAGCCGUAACCAAAAUAAUUCUUAUAAUCACGAGUAGUGUGCACUAGGGGGAUAAUUUAUAAAUAGUUGAUCCAUUGAGUCGGUGAAGUUUGAAUUUUCCUUGAUUUUUAGGAAUUUUGUUGACAUGAUACUUAAUAAUCGUGUACAUGCUAUUUUUUAUUAAACUGAUGAAAGUUGAACAGUCA
Hyalella azteca is the source of this 2351-nucleotide messenger RNA. RefSeq lists its product as uncharacterized. The transcript has 5 exons. The record is from RefSeq and is a predicted model, not a curated record. NCBI's taxonomy places the organism in Eukaryota, Metazoa, Arthropoda, Malacostraca, Amphipoda, Hyalellidae. Gene Ontology annotation, cellular component: cytosol; P-body. Bases 121 to 1662 code for a protein of 513 amino acids. Gene Ontology annotation, biological process: neurogenesis. Gene Ontology annotation, molecular function: protein binding.